GGAGCCGGGAAAUCUCAUGUCACUGGCUGAGGAAGAUCUUCGUUUCUGCUGUGAAGUUAAGGCUGUAAAUUGUUUUUUAAUUGCUGCUUCAAUGUAGAAUGUUAAGUUGGAAAAUGGGUUAUUUUACAGCAUCUCUUCAGAGAUCUAAGCAUAGGCCUCUUUCACAAAGGUUAGCUGAAAAUAACCUAGUUAUCAAGAGGUGAAAAUAACUCCCUUGGCUAAGUCAGCACUCCUUGUAUGUGACUAACAGGAGCAAUAGGGUAGACUAGAUUAUGAUGCAAUAGCCAAGCACUCAGCAGUCUCAGGCUGAUGGCUGGCUGCUCACUCACACUGUGUGACACAGGUCACAGGUCCUGUCCAUGUCAUCUUUACUCCAGGACCCUCGCACAGGGAGCAGACCUGUCCAGGAUGUUGCUCAUCAAGGCAGAGGGGAAAGAGAGGUGGUGAACAACAAACUGGUUCUUAAUGCCUCUGCCCACCAAAGUGCACAUGGACACUGCAGCGUGUAGACCAGUGGUCUCUCCGACCCACAUCAACACCACCACGGCUUCCGGAACAUUCACAGUGCUUCAGCAGAGGAUGCGAGUAGUGGAGGAACAGACCAGUUCCCUGAGGGACGACCUAAUCAUGCUGGACGGCGGGGACAAAAGAAGUCUGCUGGAAACUCCGAACUCUUUUGAAGACCCUGCCAACCAGAAAGUUGUUAGUCCCAAACAGAGUGAAGUGCUCUGUCCAGCAAAGACAAAUGUCCUGUGGAAGAACUGUGAGUUUCUCGUAAAUCGGAUGUGCCAUCUGGAAAGCCUCAUCCAGUCCUUGAAGAUGAACAUCAUUCGCCUGCAAACGGAAAAGGAUUUGAAUCCACAGAAAACAGCUAUACUGAAGGAUCGGCUGAAUGUAAUCCAGGAGGAGCAUUCCAAAGAUUUGAAGCUGUUGCAUCUUGAAGUGAUGAACUUGCGCCAGCAGCUGAGAGAUGUGAAGGAGGAGGAGGACAAGGCGCAAGACAAGGUGCAGAGGCUGACCGCCACUCUGGAGAUCGCCUCGGAGACCAAGCUCAGGAGACAGCUGGCUCAGGAGAAGCACUUCAGGGAAUCUCUUGAAAAAUCGGGAUCGGCUAUGCUCCACAGGAUACAAGAGAUGGGAUCCGCGGUGGAGGUGGAACGGAAGCAGGUACACAUUUUGCAGCAAAACUGCCUGGCCUUACGCAGCUCUAUACAGACCAACCAAGAACUACUGGCUCAGGAGCAGCAGAAAAAGGGGGAGCUGGAGACCGCUGCUGCACAGCUCAAGGCCGACCUGAUUUCUAGAGAUGAACUCAUUUCCAAGUUGCUUGAAGAAAACAAGAAUAUGCAAAUAUCUUCCAACAAAGAACAUGAAGAAAAUGCAUUUUUGAGGUCUGAAAUAUUAUCCCUUCAUCAAGCAUUAGAAAAAACACAGGUUUUGAAAGACCAGCUGACUAGGAAGUGCUCCGAGCUAAGUGACAUGCUGCAGGCUGCCAGUGUGGAGAAGGCCAACCUCAUCGCUGACCACCAGGCCAUGCUGCAGGUAGAGCAGAAAAUGAUGACUCAGACUUUUCAAGAGCAAAGCCUCCUGCUGGACGCAGCCCAGGCCAGCAUCACAAGCGAGCUGCAGAGCGUUCAGAAGGAGAAAACUCAACUCCAGGCUCACCUGAACCAUUUAACCCUCGAGCAUAACCAGUGUGUGCAGAAAGCCCAGGAUGCUGAGAAAAGGAUGGCCGCGCAGAAGGAGCUUCUGGAAUCCACGAUCGCAAGGCUUCGAGGUGAGCUGGAAGCGCUGGAGCAGGAGAAGGCGGCCCUGCUGGAGGAGAACGAAAGGUUCCAGAGAGAGGCUAGCAAGACAGAAAAAGAAAUAGCACAAGAGAAGUGUGCUUUGGAAAAGGAGCUGGCUAAGAACAAGGUAGAUGUAAAUACCCUCAAUGAAAAUCUGCAGACGCUAGUGGAAGAAAAUAAGCACCUCUCGGAUCAGAUGGCGUCCCUGGGACUGCAGCAGGUCGCUCCCGAUUUCCAUGGGCUCGCCCAGCAAAAGGUGGAAAAAGCCUUGGGAAAAAUUACCGAGAGCAAGAACAAACUGGCCUAUGAAAAGGGACAGCUCCAGGUAAAAGUUAAACAGCUAGAAGAACAACUACAUUCUCUUGCUGAAACCAACUUACAGAAUGACCAUCUACGCAAGUUGAGUAAGACGCUUGAGGCCAAAUACGUUCAGGUGAAAUCCAUUCUUGAGAAGAAUGAGGAGGAGCUGUCCCAAGCGGUGAGGUGCCGGGACGCAGCCCUGCAGCAGAGCCAGAAGCUGAAAGGGGACCUGGAGGCCUUGGAGGACAGGGAAAGCAAGAAGGUGGGAAACUUUCAGCGACAGUUGGCAGAAGCAAAAGAAGACAACUGCAAAGUCACGAUCAUGCUGGAAAACGUGCUGGCUUCUCACAGUAAGAUGCAAGGAGCUCUGGAGAAAGUGCAGAUAGAGCUGGGGCGAAGGGAUUCCGAGAUCGCAGGCCUCAAGAAAGAAAGGUCUCUACACCUGCAGCGGGUGCAGAAGCUGGAGGCCGAGGUGGACCAGUGGCAGGCCAGGAUGCUUGUCGUGGAUGCCCAGCACGCCAGCGAGAUGGAGCCGCUCCAGAAAUCUCUGGAGGUCGCCCGAGAGGACAACAGGAAGCUGGCUGUGAGCCUGGAGCAGGCGCUGCAGACCAACAGCCACCUGCAGACCCAGCUGGGCCACGUGCAAGAAAAACUGGAGAGCAAAGAGCUUGAGUGGCAGAAUUUAGAAACCCUCAGCAGGGAGCGGGUGACAGAGGAGUGCAAAGUGGAAGCCGAGAUGCACGCCGAGCGCAUAGAAAGCCUGAAAAAGCAGUUCCAGGCCGAGAGGGAGACUGCGAAGAAGGCUGCCCAGCGGGAAGUGGCCGAGCUGAAGAAAGCCCUGGACGAAGCCAACUUCAGGUCGGUGGAGGUGUCCAGGGCCAACCGCGAGCUGCGGCAGAGGGUCAGCGAGCUGGAGAGGGAGCUGAGCGGCAGCCAGGAGAAGCUGAGGAGCCAGAAGGCCCAGCUGAAGCGGCACCUGUCGGCGAAGACGGCCCACGCCCAGAACGUGGAGCGGAUGAAGCAAAUAGAAACAGAACUGCGGCAAAUGGAGCUGAUUAAAGAUCAAUACCAGAAGAAAAACUACGAACAGUCCCUGAGCAUCCAGAGGUUCGCGGCAGAGGUGGACAACCUGCAGAAGGAGAUGCAGCUGCUGGCCAAGCGCCAGUGCGAGACCUCGGCCCGGAACAGGCAGCAGGAGCUGCGGCUGAUGGCCGAGCACAAGCUGCGGCAGGAGCUGGAGAGCCGCUGCCAGGAGCUGGAGGAAACGGUCAGACACCUGAAGAGAUGCAAGGAGGUGACAGAGAACAAGCUGAAAGAGGCCAGCAUGGAGUCGGAGCAGAUAACGGCCAACCUGGAGGAGGCGCACCGCUGGUUCAAGUGCAAGUUUGACGGCCUCCAGCUGGAGCUCAGCAGGAACCGGCUGCACAGGCUGCCCCUGGAGGACGGCUGGCCGGAAGAGGACGGAGAUGUGCGGCACAGAGUCACGUCCACGCAGUCUGUCCUGCAACGGUGGGAGAUGAAGCAGAGCCUCGGGCCUGGGUCCAGGAAGCAGCUCCCCGAGGCAGAGAGAAAGAAGUGUCCCUGACCACAGCCGCCCCUCCAGGACUGAGCCUGGCCGUUGCGGGCGGGUCCUGCAGCCGCGGGAGGGGGGACACGGCCUGAGUGUGGGCCCUGGAGCCCGACCUGAGCCUUCCCCACAGACACUUUUGUAUCACCCCAUGCCCCUUCCCUGUCCCCCCAAUAAAUUUAGUUUGUUGUAUGA
Molecule: messenger RNA, 3849 nt
Organism: Cavia porcellus (domestic guinea pig)
Lineage: Eukaryota; Metazoa; Chordata; Mammalia; Rodentia; Caviidae
Gene: Ccdc150
Product: coiled-coil domain containing 150
Exons: 26
Coding region: 466-3672 (1068 amino acids)
Source: RefSeq, a predicted model, not a curated record